CGAUGAGCCACGUGGUGACAUCAUCAGCCGCCAGCACAUACUCCGGGAUUCACAUAGCCGGAGAGUUUCAGGCUCAAUUGGACUUCCAAGUUCGCAUCCCACUAGGAGAGCAUCAACUCUGCAGCACUUUCGCCUCUACCAUCAUGAGCUACGACCUUGGAAAAGCUGUCGGUUUCAAGUCCAAAGACCAACCAGUUUCGUGGACUCGUAAAGACAUCAUCACGUAUGCUAUCGGGGUAGGCGCAAAACAUGACGAGCUGUCUUUGGUAUAUGAGCUUGACAAGUCAUGGGGACCACUACCGACAUAUCCUGUGGUGCUUGGGCUGAAAGGCGAUGACCAGGAUGUCACCUUGUUCGCAGCCAAAACGGGCGGUGAACCUCUUCCGGGUCUUCCGAAGCUGAACUCCGGCAGGGUGGUCCACGCAACUCAAAGCAUUGAAAUCCUGAAAGACCUUCCGGUGGCUAGCGGAUCCGGCUGGAAGCUCUCUCGAAGAGUAGUUGGCGUACACGAGAACAAGUCUGGAAUCAUUAUCGACAAUGAAGCCAUAUUGCUCGACCCUCGUGAUGUUCCCUAUGCGAAGCUUUACAGUUCAGCCUUUUACCUUGGUUCAAAGGCCAACGGAGACAAGUUCUCUAAAGCUAUUGCAGCCCCACCUCAGGCGAAGCCUGUCCCUAAGGACCGAAAACCGGAUUGGGUUGUCCGGGACAAGACGACACCAGAGCAAGCCCUGAUUUACAGGCUGAGCGGUGAUUACAACCCUCUGCACAUUGACCCGGAACUUGGUAAAGUGAUGGGCUUUGGUGGUGUGAUUUUGCAUGGGCUGUCAAGUUAUGGGUUCGCUGCAAGAGGUUUGAUUCAGGUGAUAGCCAACGGGAAUUCCCGCGCCCUGACGGUCUUUGGCGCGAGGUUCACAUCGCCUGUAAAGCCUGGUGAUGAGCUCGAGACGUCAGCUUGGGAAGUUGGUCCUGGUCCGAACGGCACCUCAGAGAUUACGUUUAUCACGAAGAACUUGACAUCUGGCAAAGUUGCAUUGGGCAAUGGUGUUGCCUUUAUCAAGAAGGCAGAAAAGAGCAAGUUGUAGUCGAGAGUUGCUAUGUUGGCCAUGUAUCUAUAUUGACAAUGAAUUGCAUCAACUUUUACAUGUAAC
Molecule: messenger RNA, 1148 nt
Organism: Suillus subalutaceus
Lineage: Eukaryota; Fungi; Basidiomycota; Agaricomycetes; Boletales; Suillaceae
Product: MaoC like domain-containing protein
Exons: 10
Cellular component (GO): peroxisome
Source: RefSeq, a predicted model, not a curated record